CAAAAGCGCUUUGGGAUGUUUGGGAGCAUUUUCCAGCAGGUGCGCCGAGAGGGACACAGAAGCCGCACACACCGUCCAGGCUGCCGCAGCGCCCGCGCGCUCAGCACCACCCCAGGCGCCGAGCCGCACAUGCGCAGCCAGUGCCUCCGGCGGCCGCUCAGCCCUGCCCCUCCGGGCCGCCGGGUUUCCGGAAAGACCCCGGGCGUGGCAACGCUCAUGCGCGGGCUGGCGCCGCGCAUGCGCGCUCGGGUGUCUCCGCGGAGCUCGCGCCUAUACCUCUGGCGUCACCGAGGGCGGGCGGUGUUAGGGGUGCCGGGGUCGCGGGCCCCUCCGGGCCUGAGCAGCACGGAGGUGCAGGGUGCCGCCGAGGGCGCGGGGCCGGGCGCUAGCGGCGCGCCCCUCCCCGCGGCCGCCGCCCCGCAGUUCGCCCUGCUGGUGAUGCGGCCCUGCGGCGGGCCCGGUGAGCCUGCGGCCCUCGGGGGCGGCGCCGGCGCGGCCGGGGCCCCGGGCUGCCUGUGCGAAGGGGCGGCGGCCGGCGGCGAGGAGGCGGCGGAGGACGAGGCCGACCUGCUGGACGCCGCGGACGGCCCGGGCGGGGGCGAGAGCGCGGCCAGCCUCGAGGACCCGGAGGACGAGGGGCUGCUGUCGGGGGGCGAGGGCGGCCCCGGGGCAGCCCGGCGGCGGGGCGGCGGCGGGGGCUGCGUGAGCAAGACGUGCACUUACGAGGGCUGCCGCGAGACCACGAGCCAGGUGGCCAAGCAGCGCAAGCCGUGGAUGUGCAAGAAACACCGCAACAAGAUGUACAAGGACAAGUACAAGAAGAAGAAGAGCGACCAGGCCCAGAGCUGCGGGGGCGCCGCGCCGGCCGGCGGCGCGGGGAACGUCAAGCUGGAGGAAAGUCCAGAUAACAUACUCUCCAUUGUUAAACCAAGAACAGGAUCUUUUGGGGAUCGUCCUGCAAGACCUACUCUUCUAGAACAAGUGUUAAAUCAAAAACGACUGUCAUUGCUAAGAAGUCCAGAAGUGGUGCAGUUUUUACAGAAACAGCAACAACUAUUAAAUCAGCAAGUUUUGGAGCAAAGACAGCAGCAGUUCCCAGGGACAUCAGUGUGAGGGGACCUACCAGGAUCUCCAUGUGGGCCUUUGGGACGUAUCUUAUCCUAACGAUGGUGGUACGGCAUGCCAGUAGGACAUAAACAUUUUCCUGUAAAUAUAUGUGUGCAUUUGAGGAUAAAUAAGUAUUAUUACACUUUGUGUACCUAUCCUUUCAGAUGACCAGGAAUUUGAAGAAAUCAGCUUAUCUUUCCCAAACACCUUUUAAUUACAAUGCUUUUUUAAAGAAAGUUUAAGCCAUUGAGACAUUCUUCAGUCAUUGUUGCUGAAGGUAAUGAAGCAGUUUCUUUCUGUGGGAGUCCCCAAGUUAAUAGAUGUUAGCCGGGCAUCAUUUAGCUCAGUGCUUCUGUCAACGGGCAGUUGGAAAUGUAUGGGUAUGUGUUUGGCUGUCACAGUGCCCUUGAAAACUGGGGGUUUUUAAUGAAUGGGCCAGGAAUGCUAAAUGCUCAGCGUGUCUGGAAUGGUCCCACGCAACUAUAGCACAAUGUAUAGUUGGACAGCCCUCCCUCCCCCCGUGAAACCGUGACAGCUACUGCGAUGAUGUAAUGUGCUGGGGCACCUGGACCGGGCUCUUGUGAUGCUGUUCCUUGGCAGUGAAGGCUGGAGCUGUCCAGGGGGCAGGCAUGUUGUAUGUGUAAGGAAAGUGGUCAUUGUUAAAUAUCUGCAGUUAGGAUGUGCAUUCUUAUCAGAGUUGUGCUGGUCAAACUUGGGGCACUGGAACAAACGUGUGUCCUCAAGUUGGCUUCUCUGUUCGCAUUCCCCUCCAUGCUGACGUCUUUUAAAGCACACAGUCUUGUGCAUUGGACUUGGGGCCUGUGUGGAUGUAUCUCAUCCCACCAAUGUCAAGACAGAGUUUUUCUUCUUAUGCUCUUCUCUUUUUCAAAAAGAUCCUGAAAAUAAGAAUGACACUCCAGCAUGCUGUCAGUGUUUUUCACAACUGAGCUAUUUUAAGACUGUGUUCUUUCUAAGUAAUGUUUGAAGAAUGAUGGGUAAUGUGGAUACUUUUUUUCAUGUAUAUUUUCCCAGGAAAAUGUACAAGGUAAACCUACCAGUAAGAGCAACAAAUCAAAGGUCAAGAGCACAUUGCCAGUGUUAGGACAGUAAGCACAUGCCUCCAGUUUAACUGCAAGAGUCUGUUUGUUUCCAGAUUUAAGCUCUGAACUAUGUAGCAGGUCAAACUUAGUCACGCUUCUGAAACGUAUGUAAGGAGAAAGAAUCUUUGUUUAUUUUUGUAUGUGUUUUAUACCUACAUAUCUGUGCAAAAACGCUUCUAUCAAAAUUAUUCAUUAAAGUCCAUUUCUUGAC
Molecule: messenger RNA, 2418 nt
Organism: Manis javanica (Malayan pangolin)
Lineage: Eukaryota; Metazoa; Chordata; Mammalia; Pholidota; Manidae
Gene: RFXAP
Product: regulatory factor X associated protein
Biological process (GO): regulation of transcription by RNA polymerase II
Cellular component (GO): nucleus
Source: RefSeq, a predicted model, not a curated record